Molecule: messenger RNA, 3313 nt
Organism: Fomitiporia mediterranea MF3/22
Lineage: Eukaryota; Fungi; Basidiomycota; Agaricomycetes; Hymenochaetales; Hymenochaetaceae
Exons: 12
Coding region: 1-1725 (574 amino acids)
Cellular component (GO): cytosol
Source: RefSeq, a predicted model, not a curated record
AUGUCAUUGUCAUAUCAGCAAAAUGCAGCAGUCAAUCAGUGUCUGCUCGCACUCUGCUCGAGCCCAUUCGGUAGUGAAGAAUUUGGAAAUGCACUUCAAGAUCUGGACAGAAUUUCUGCUGCUCUCGUGCAAGAUGCCGACGUAAGGAAGACUAUAGGUAGCCAAUCUCCAAGUAUCUGGGGGAGACUGCACGAAACCUGGCGAAUUCUGGGCUCAAGGAGCAUCGAUUCGCUCAUCUCCAACUCGCUUCAAAGACAAUGGACCCUGUCAGUUGCCCGAUUUACUCGUAACCUUGUUGCCGGAAAUUCGUCCAAUCAGCGAGAAGCAUUCAAAUUCGAACCAGAAAUACGGACAGUAGCGCACGCGUAUACUUCUCAUGUACUCAUUCUGGACAAGGAAGAAUUGACAGUCACACGAUUCUUGAUGCAAACAUUGUCAAAUAUUGUCACUUCAAAUGAAGUGCUGUUGGAGGAACUUUGGCGUACCUAUCUAGCUCUCCCGGAGGAAAAGAAUAUUUUACUGCGUAUGCUCGGUCACCCAGACGACGGCACCGUUGCAGCAGCACUCGUUUUAAUCAACAAUUGCGUCAUUGACAACCGUGAAAGAAUGCGCAUAUUAGUAGAGACAGCAAUAGGCGGGCGUCUUUGCGUGGCAACGCUAGAUAGGCUAUCCAGACAUGUCGAGAGCAGUGAUGAAGAUGAAAACUCAGAUAUGUUCAGCCUUGGAUGGACAAUAUUCAGGACACUGUUCGGUAAUGGAUUUGCAUCUUCACUGCUAUCCAUAACAACAAUGCAAGACGAAAUAGUAAACCCUCAUCAAACAACGCUGUUCAAGCUUCUGGACUCCUAUCUGAUAUAUUUGUCGAAUACAAAGGACGACAAAGAAAAGGAAACAGAUAUCGAUCUCCGAGUUCGCGCCUCCUUCCCACAGAUUUCCGAAAUACUCUUGAUCAAGUUCUUCGAACUCGUCGGCAAUGCACAGUCGUCUGUACGAAAUUCGUUAGGAGGCUCCAGCACAGCAAACACAGCGUCUAGAGAUAACUCAAUUCCAAAUUCAGAGCAUCCGACUGCAGAGAACGUGCAGACAGACGCCCUUGCCUCUUUGCAGAGCCUGGACGUCCUCCUUCCGAAGGUCUGUGAAGCCAUCGUACUUGUGGCGCAGUGCUUCUGCACGAUGACCCUUGCCCAAGAUACCAAUCGCAACGUUUCUGAAGAGGCGCGGAGGAUACGACAUCUUCUGACUGACGCCUCGUUGCCAAAUGGCGAUGGACUGAUUGAAAGCCUGAUAGACUUGUUGCGUCUAUUGGACGCUUUCCUCCCGCGAAUCAUACUCGGCAAAGCAUCGUGGAGUACGGUCAGCCCAGAUGCUCCCACGCCCUCCACAGCAAUAGACAAAAAGGAAGAGAAGGGGUUCUCCUAUCUAAAGCGCGACCUAGUGCGUUUACUAGGCAUCAUGUGCUAUGAGAACAGAGCUGUGCAAGACCGUGUACGGAAGUGCGACGGCAUCCCAGUUAUCAUGAAUUUAUGCAUCACUGACGAACGGAACCCUUACUUGCGGGAACAUGCUUUGUUCGCGUUACGAAAUUUGUUACACGACAAUGUCGAUAAUCAGGUCAUCGUCGACGCAAUAAAGCCGAUGGGAACUUGGGACGAAAACGGUGUUCUGCGCGACGUACCUGGGUUCGAAAGUGAGGUACAAUUGGCGCGUGGAUUCGAGACAAAAUAAAAUAGCACAGCAUUUAAUGAAACUGUAUAUUCGUACAUUCACGCAUUCAAACAGUGGGCGCGGAACAGCAUUCGGCAGUUUACUCUUCUUCUUCGUCGUCGUCUAAUGCGAUGGCGCGUUUUUUGCGGGAACCCGUUCCUGUUCUCCGAAUGUUGAAUUCUUCGUCUUCGUCUUCGCUCUCAACAUCCAUAUCCAUAGCCACAUCCUCAGACUCCUUACCAGCUGCUGGACCUGCACUGUCUUGCGCGUCUUCAUCAGUCCGGUUCGAAGAUUGCUUCUUUCGGCGUCUCUCUUCUUCCUGCCGUGCGAUUUCUUCGUCGAGCUUGUCCAAGGCAUCGACUUCGCCUUCGGCAUCGUUGUCCUCGGAAUGCCGUCUGCGCUUCUUCUUGUCUUUCCGCUUUGGGCUUUCUCCGAACUCGUCCUCGCCUUCAGAAGAAUCGGCGACAAGGAAGUCAUCGGCCUGAUACUCUCCGGCGCCACGCUUGGUAUCUGCGCCUUUGUGUCCUUCGCCAGAGCCGCGUCUCUUGCGUGGAGAAGAAUCAUAAUCACCCUCGUCUUCCUCGUCAGUCUCUUCAAACGUUCCCGGUUCUGGUUCUUCAUCCGACCAAACGCUUUCGCGACGACGCGCAUAACCACGCCGUCUGCGUGCGGAGCUGCCAAAGUCUCCGCUCUCGCGUGAUCCAGUUGCACGUGUUCGUUUUGGCUUCUUCUGUGCCGCCUUCAAUGCUUCUUGAGCAUCACGCUCCAUAGACACGUCAGCAAUGCGCAAUUUUGCGACUCGCGAGUGCUUUUGGCCAACAGCACGCGCAAGUCUUCGGUGUGUCUCGCUUUGCAUGCCCGUAGGUCGGAUCGACAUUUGACCUGUGAUAGGAACUUCUGUUUGCAGAAUCCCUGGACGCUUGUGUUGCGCGACUAGGUAGUUAAGGCCGGAUCCUCUUCCAGCUGCCGUUUGCGAAGCAGCACCUUGACUAGCAUUUUGGCUCUGAGAGACAGAGCUGAAGCUCGAAGACGGCCGAAUGCCCCCGGGUGCACCUUCAUAGUUUUGGGACACGUCAAAGAGUUCUUUCCCAAGUAAGAGACUAAGUGUUCCGUCCGACCAUCGAAUGAGUCGACCAUUAGAUUGUCGUUUCUCUUGUCCAGAUCCGUCCUUUGUCCAUCUCCACCGAAUAGUGUUUUCUACAUCGAGUUUGAUACUCAUGCUUUUCUCUCUCUCUGAUUCACCAUCCGCAGAUUGAUCUGGACCGGUAUACGCAUCUGGAUGGAAUGGCUUUGGGUCCAGCUUAACGAAAUUAGGCAUUCUGAUCACCCAGUAGUUUCCGUCCGUGCUUUUUGGCAUUGGAAUGUUUGGUAUCGAGAGAACAGCAUGCUUGAGUUCUACGACGUUCUCAUCUUGACCUUCGUCCUCUUCAUAUUCCAUUGCUUGUCGAUGUCUGAGUUCUGAAGCGGAAAGUGCUUCUGAACCCUCUCGUGCAGCACUUGCAGCCGGAGAAGGUGACAUUUCUUUUGCCGGUUCUACCGUGGCCUCCUCGUCACCAAAUAGAUCCUCCAUUUCUUCAUCCUGCUCCGGCACCUCGACCUUCAGUUGUUC